CUCUUUUGUGAUGCUAAACUUUCGGAAGAGAGACAGAGACACACUGAGAAAGGGAGGAAGAGCGGAUUGAAUUUCUGUUUGGACAAAUUUGAUUUAACCUCUGCAGAUCUUGACGUGUGAUCCGUUCCUCCAUUCAGUGAUCCUUCAAACUUUUUCCCUUACUAUUUCAAAUUCUAUUUGCCAGGGAGUGACCUGGUGUUGUUUUACCGGACCUUUCGCCACACUUUUCGCUUCAGGAAUGCACUGUGCACUUUUCAACGCGGUGCUCGGAUACCUCCUCUUUUGCUUUUCCUCGACCAGGACCUGUAAAUAAUCGACGGUCAUGUACUUGUGAAGGACAACAGUAUUUUCCUCAGCCUGUUCCCCCCGCGGUCCGCCCGGUCGCAGCCGGACCGAUGACCGGUGAGCCCGGUAGGAGCGCUUCCUUUCCGCGCAUGGACAGUGGCCGGGCGGUGCUCCAGCAGGCAGCUGGCGGAGGAAGAAGAGGCGGGUGGGUGCUUGUGAAGGCCCAGCUGCAGGGUGGAGCACCGUGGGGCUUUACGCUUCAGGGUGGCCUGGAGCAUGGAGAGCCUCUCAUCAUCUCCAAGGUAGAAGAGGGCGGUAAGGUGGAUACUUUGGAGUGCCCACUGCAGGUAGGGGAUGAGAUCAUCAUCAUAAACGACAUCGACUUGACAGGUUAUCGUCAGGAAGCCAUCGCCCUUGUCAAAGGAUCGUUCAAGACUCUACAGAUCACCGUCCGCAGGGAGUUUGAUCCCGGGUACAUUGAGGAAUUUGGGUCAUCCCCUGCGUCAUAUCCUUCUUCCUUUCGUGCUUCUUCACCUCCUCUUUCUUCGACAACACCGCCACCGCCUCAACAACAGCAAAGAACAACCCACCUCAGCAGACCAUGUUCAACAGGGGGAGUCCAGCUACGCAUCAAGAACAGACGCAAUGAGACAGCAUCUCGUCCUCACUCGUGGCAUUCAACAAAACUGGGGGAUGGUCAGCAAGAGUCAGAGCAGGAAGGGAUGGACACCAUGAGCAGUGCCUGGCACCACAGUUACCACGCAAGUGCCUCCACCACAGACAUCUCGAGUGCGUUUGAGUCGGAUGGCGGCUACUUGAGGAAGAGUCCUGACCAGUACAGCUCAAGAGGCAGCAUGGAGAGCUUGGAUCCUCCUCAGUCAGCGCACCUCCAGCACCAACAUACACUGGGCCAUCACACCCACAGUGGGGCCCACCCUGCCUACUCCUCCUGCCAACAACUCUCUUCUGCCAGGUCCUCCAACAGCAUUGAUCACCUCCACAGCAAGCGAGACUCUGCAUAUUCCUCCUUCUCUACCAGUUCCAGUAUUCCAGAGUACCUUGCCUCUGCUCCGACAUUCAGUGCAGAGCGCUCCUAUUCACUGGAGACCGUACCCCAGAGAGGAGGAAAUAGCGAGAUGCAACAAGCUGACAUACGUUACAUCCGGACACUUUACAAUGCCCAGCAGGGUCUCUCUCAGGAGCAGGAACUGAGGUCUCCUUUAUCACUACAUAGCAGUGAUUCAAGAAGUGGGGAAGGAGCAAAGGGAGGGCACAGCAGAGAUUUACCAACAGGUGUGUGUUACCGUGGCAGCAGCAACAGUAGUGGUGCAAGUAGCAGUGGUGUGCUGGCUGCAAACAGGCACAGUGUGGGUCCAAUAUGGGCACCUGGAACCAGUCACAGUUCUUAUGAAAACCUGAAAGGGGCACCUGCUCCACCCCGGCGGAGCGACAGCUUUGCAGCCAUUAAGAACCAUGAGAGGCCCAACUCUUGGUCAAGCGUGGAGCAACCCCGGGUGGUUAAUAGGUCUCUGCAGAAGGGCUCUUAUCAUCACUCCAGUGGUUCAGUUGCCUCAAGUGCAGCGAAAGGCUCGUGCAUCACCGAGGGUCAACUCCACACAGUCAUAGAAAAGAGUCCAGAGAGCAGCCCCAUCACAAAACCUCGACAGGGUUUUCCCCCGCCAGGUUCACCUUCUGAACCUGCUACAAGCCUUACAAGCCCAGCUCCUCAAUCAGGACGCCUUAUUCUGCCCACAGGAGUAUACCUCGUACCCCAACCUGAACCCCAUUAUGCACAGAUGCCCAGCUCAAGUCCCAUGUUAUCCACCUCAGGAGUUUAUCCUGCUCUGGCCAAGGACAGCAACCGGCAGCAACAGAAAGUCAGAGGACAGGAGGAGGAGGCGACCGAGCAAUUGAGAGAUGGAAAACUGCCAUCUAUCGAAAAAGGUCACCAAAUGAACAAUUUGUCCCCAUAUCCCCACUCCACCAUUCCAACAGUUUCCACAAAGCAGAGCAGAGUACAUGAAUCAGAAAGGAAACAACUGGAGGAUAAUAAUUUUGGUCUCAAUAGAAACCUUCCGGCAGCAGAAAGAGCCGAGAACCAGGCAGAGGUCAACAUGAUUCACGACCAGCAAGGGCCCCAGGCUCCUAGCCCUCAUCACCAUAUGCAUUCUAACCAAGGACCCCACAACAACAUGUUGCAAGAACAAGAUGUCCUAAAUCCCCAAACUCAGUCAACUGUGGCUCUUGGACCCCAGACAUUCCAAGAGCGGAGGGACCCUUACACAACUGUGCAGUCUGGGAGCCACGUGAGAAGAUUGGUGGACCAAUCCAAUGUUCAUCCAGAGCCAAUGUUGUAUUCCAGAGUUGCACAGGGACAAGUACCCCCAUCCCAUCCAGCAGUUCAACCUCAGCACUCCUCCUCCACGUCCCCCACUCAGGCCUCCCUCGGUCACCACAGUGACUCAGCAGCUCUUCAUUACCAUCACUCGGACCAGAAAGAGCAGAACAGAGACAAAGAACACCCGCUGACUCGUCUCGAGAAUGCCCUCGUAGAGGUACAGCGUUCCACCAGCCCCAGCAGUGUUGUCUCUGCCAGUAGUCAUGACAACAAUACAUUGGGUGAGGGUAUCCAGGGACCCACCCGUAGUCUCUCUGUCCUAGAGAGGGUCAGUCGCUUUGAGCUUAGCGACAGAGCAGGAAAGCAACGUAGUCAAAGCAUCAGUCAUGGCCCCCACAAGAACUCUUUCCGCAGGAUGACUGACAAAUCCUAUGGUGGCCCCUGUGGAGCAGAGGAUCUCAGAAGCAUGCUUGAAAGAAGCACCAAAGCCCAUAGAACUAUGAGCUAUAGAGGAGGCAGCGUCAACUACAAGAAAGAAGGGACUGCACCUGAUCCCAGCUCAGCCCUGGAGAGGAGCCUAAGCAGUCUCCAUUUGGAUGGAUCCAGGGAAGAAAACGAAAACAAAAACUCUUGGAAACAAGAUGUCAACAACAUGUUGAGCACUUUGCAGGACACGUCCUUCCACAGAUCUUACAGGGACUCAUUGAAAGAAGUGCAAUCUAAGGUCCUGCACUCCACCUCCUUGAGACACAAUUCCUCCACUGUUCAUUCCUCACAUGCAGUUUCUUCUCCAAAUUCUUCCUCACACGGAAGCCAUCAGCCUCUACCUUUCGUGUGCGACCAUCCCCCCUCAGAGAAAAAAGGCCCUAAAACCAUGCCCAAACCCGUGGGCGUUUUUACCAAUGCCCCAGUCACAUCCGCUCACACUCCAAAGGAACGCCAUGUGGUUGGACCAGAGACCCAAGGCCCAAAUCCCCCGGCCUUGCCCCGCGUCGCGCCAGUUGGACCUCCUGCUUUAUUGCGAAUCGGUGGACGCAAACGUUUGAGCACAGACCAGAAAAAACACUCCUAUUCAGAGCCAGACAACAUGAACGAGAUUGGAAUUUCAGAUUCUGAGAAUGGUCUCUUCAAGCUUGGUGGAGAGACCAGUGUGGCUGACCGCCGGAAGAUGUUUGAACUUGGAUUUGCAAACAACACCAUAUCAAGGCCUGAUUUGCGGCAGCUUCAGCAAGAUGCUGUGGCUCAGUACGUGCAGAGGAAGAGAAGUGCAAAGAAAGAUGAGGGAAGAGAGAGGAGUGGACCGAGGCCCUUCAGCGCUUAUCUACAGUCUGACAAUACCUACCAUUCAGACACAAUCAGCCUCUCCUCUACCUCUAGCCUUCUCUCACUCCAAGACUCUGCCCUGGAUCGCUGCCUUUCUUCGAGUGAAAGGCGUCACUUCUCUUCUCCUGGAGCUGACCUGCGAAGCCUUCAGUCUAACUUGUACUACCCAGGCAGAGUUACCACUCCACGGGCGCCUUCAUACUCAUCCCCACGUGGUGACCCAGCACCUGAGUGUCACACAUCCAUCACCCACCUCCCACAAAAUUUCAUCCAAGAGGCAAGCUCCAACAAACAGAAUUCAAUUUGGUCAAAAGAAAUGCAACAGACGGCAAGGCCACGACAGAAGCGUUUAGGGUCCAAGCAGGCGACCGGGUCACCAGCAAUGGUCGGAUCCAUCUUGGGGUCUGGUAAAUCCGCCUCUGUUGAAGAUCUUUUGGAGCGGUCAGAGGAAAGGAUCCCAAACCACUCCCGCUCCCGCUCAUCCCCUACUCUAGAGAGACUCAAUCAGGAAUCUGCAUCAGAUCAAGUGAAGAUGUUUGAUGCCUUUGUGUCUGAGCCUGAACGCUGGACUAAAACUGAGGGCAGCAUUGGAGACAACAAGCCACUAGAGGGCCUCGCCUCACAUGCUGGGUCUUCUCUAGGUACAGCCUUCUCCCACUCCCCUGUCCCACUGAGGGACAGACAGCAACGUCAGAGGAACAGUGAGCGUCAGCGAGCCCAUAGCAUGUCCUCUCUAGCAGCCUCAGUUGGUCUGCCUUGUCCCCUCUCCUCCGUGUCUGGAUCUCAGGACGGAGCUGGCCCUGACUGGCAGUCUAGCAAGGGUCAAAGUCAAGCCAAUCUGGAUGACAUCACCUUCCCGGGAAACCCCCACAACAACAUUGCUGAAAGUUUUGGCGGCGCUGUCAGCCUCGACGGCCACCUUGACACCUUUGCGAUGGACAAACCGGCGAGGCACAGUUUGAGUGAUGCUAGCAUAUCACACGACACUAGUACGAAUGGCAUUCACGGAGAGCGAACAUUUAGUUUAGAGAGAAAUGGAGGGCAUUAUGAAGAAAACAUCAAACCGGUGUCUUCAGUGACCACAUCACCGCUGCUUCAAUUCCAAUUUGCUUCCACACCAGACAAGCACAGUGGGAAUGUCGAAUCACGUCCUUCCACACCCUCUCAUCAGUCCCUCCUUCAGAACCUUCCCUCACCGAUGAGCCUCAACAGCUCCACUGACCAAAAACAAAUAUCAGUAACAUCCACAGGACUAUUUAAUGAGGACAUGGAUGAGGUAUUCCUUCUAUAUCCUGCACCUCCAUCACCUUCUCGUUCAAUCAUCGAGACGAAUAUCAUGGGAGACUUCCCUUUGCCUCACACUCCUCCCCUUGAGUUGGACAAGAAAAACUCUUUGCAGAUUGCGGGAAGCCUUGUUGUGCCAUCCUCAAGGCCACGAUCGUCCACUCUCACAUCCACCUCUUCUAGCAACCUACAGCUUGAUGACACGCUUAACCUUGAGUACCAGCCACUGCUCAAGAGGGAAAAGACAGUGGAGGAGCUACAAGUGGAAACGCUGGCAAAGCAGCUGCUAGUGAAGGAUCGCUCUCUGACACAUAUCCUAGAAACAUGGGAGGGUAAAUCACCUGUAGACCUUGUGGAGGAGAUCUUUCAAAACAGCAGACUGGAUGGUAAAGUGCCUUGGCAAGCCAAGGGUAGCCCAUUAAAUGAUAGGAGUGAGAAUGUUCUCAAUGCAGCAGUCGAUGAAAGGACUGAGAUGGAGGAGAAGGACCUCAACAGCAGCAAGGUGGAGCUCUGCGAGGCUCUGAGGUGUAGUGUGGUGGCUAUGCGUCAAGAAAAGGAUGCUCUGUGCGAGGAGCAAAAGCGUCACCAGGCACUCGGGGCCAGCAUUGGCUCUCUGGUGCACAAACUAUGCAAGAUAAACGAGAGGGACAAGUACAACAUGUUCAUUGGUGAUCUUGAAAAAAUUGUGAACCUGCUAUUGUCACUGUGUAGCCGGCUAUGGAGAAUUGAUAAAUCUCUGUUUGUUUUGCAACAACAAGAGCUCACAAAGGAGGACAUUUCAGAGGAGCGGGACUCCCUCAACCACAAACGCUCUCAGCUCCUCAGUCAAACAGAGGAUGCCUGGGAACUGAAGCAAAACCUGGACCGGCGGCAGCGCGUUGUUCACGCCAUCUUGCGAGGCUACCUCACUGAUGCCCAGCUCCAAGACUACCUACACUUUGUUAGCACCAAACCCUCCCUACUGAUUCGCCAACGGAACCUCGAUGAUCUCAUACGUCAGCGAGAGGAGCAGCUGACGAGGCUGGCAGAGACCCUCCCGCCAGAGUUGGCGGCGGCUCGUGAUUGGUCAAGAGGAUCUUUCCGUGCGUCCUCGAACCCCGUUUCCUGCUCCUUUCCCUGCCCGCAGCCGAUUCCUGGCCACACCCACUCUGGCAGGUCCACCACCGUGACAUCGCUGUGAGGUGAUGAACCAGCAACAAGCAGCUGUGCAGAAACUACGUGAAAACUUACAAUUGGGGGAGUACGGAUGCAAGAGUGGGCCCAGUCCCACUGAAUCUAUGCACGCAGGAUGUCACACGUGAAGCUGCAAACACUCGUCAUGUGCCUCGUUUUAUUUGCGCCCGACUGAAACUUUUACAAGAGAAGUAAUAUCACAUCUGCCUUAAGUUUUAAAUUUACCCAACCGCUGCCACUCUUAGCUGUUGUUUUAAAGUUCACUAAGCGUUUAAGAAAGGUUAUUGUUGAAAACUUGCAAGAUCAUUCGGGUUUAAUGAAGGGUCGUUCUCUUCUAUUCCUUCCUCCAACUUUUUUAGAAAUACUUGACAAGUUUAUUUAAGGCAUUUGAAAGAUGUAGUCAUUUUUCGAGAUAGGACUAGGACUGCAACGCUUGACAUAUGAAAUGUUUAUCUGAAAAGUUCUUUCAUUUUCUUCCAAGAAUAUUCAGGAUAUAACAGAGAAGAAUGGACUGUUACAGGAAAUAACAGGAAUACAGUGAGAAAACAAUAAAAGGUCCUGUCCUGCAGCUUUGCCAUUUAGAAGGCACCAAUGGUGCUCUCAAUUUAGGCAAGUUCAAUUUUGCUCAAAUAGAAAAGUGUGUUUGCUGGUGGCCAAAGACAAAAUAAUAAUAACAAAUUGCCACUACAAUUGUUUUUUAUGUCAAAGGAGGAAGAGUCCAAAGAUUUGGAUGGGGUGCAAUGCUCAAUGUUGUUUUUGAUCAUUUAAAUUACAAAAUAAGACCGUUGGAACAUAAUUACGUAUAGAUUACGGCUGUAAAUUUGCCUAGUAAUGCAUCUUGAUUUUACAACGCCUUAAACUGGAUUUAUGAUUCCAAUAGGAAUCCAGAAAGGUGUCUCAUUAUAUAACAUGACUUUUUUUAAUGGCUGUCAAAAAAUGGAAGCUGCACAUGGAAAUUUUAGGCCAUUUAUGUAUGUGUUGGUUAUCCACUGGUGACAAUGCACAACACACAUUAUAACUACUUUUUAGAGAUCCAAUCAGACAACCGCACGACAUUGAAUGUCAAAUACAAAUUAAACAUGUUACAUUCUUUAUUGAGGCAGCAGUGCAGUUUUGUUUUGUUUUUUUAAAUACUUUUAACAACUUGAGUACACGUUAUUCAUCUUGAAGUGUCUAUCUAAAGACCAUUGUUUAUCCUCCACUGACAAAUUUGACGUGUUUUCUAGUUUGGAGAGCACAUUUAACAUACUGUCGUUUUUUCCUAAUUUCCAUAUAUCACGCAUAAAACCACAUUCACAAUCACAUUCACUUUUUGAUUUAUUCAUCAUAGGCACAACAGAUUAUCCCAUGUGUUUUGCUGGUUCACUUGCGGAGCUAUAAAAAAAAAAAGUCAGAUGAUUGGAAAAUGGCUCCUGAUGUUUUUCUAUCCUGUUUUUGUUAAAUAAAUAUAUUUUAUAAAUGUCA
Syngnathus acus (greater pipefish) is the source of this 7867-nucleotide messenger RNA. It is a transcript of the gene shroom3, whose product is annotated as shroom family member 3. NCBI's taxonomy places the organism in Eukaryota, Metazoa, Chordata, Actinopteri, Syngnathiformes, Syngnathidae. The transcript is spliced from 26 exons. Gene Ontology annotation, biological process: actin filament organization. The record is from RefSeq and is a predicted model, not a curated record. Gene Ontology annotation, molecular function: actin filament binding. Gene Ontology annotation, cellular component: apical junction complex; adherens junction; apical plasma membrane. The coding region runs from base 396 to 6410 and encodes 2004 amino acids.